This is a messenger RNA of Dalotia coriaria, 881 nucleotides long. Its product is annotated as pupal cuticle protein C1B-like. NCBI's taxonomy places the organism in Eukaryota, Metazoa, Arthropoda, Insecta, Coleoptera, Staphylinidae. Bases 108 to 797 code for a protein of 229 amino acids. The transcript has 4 exons. The record is from RefSeq and is a predicted model, not a curated record.
CUCGGUAUAUAAGCGGUUGGUCCACGAGGAGACAACAUUGUGAAUUCAAACAUUCAUACCAACCACAUCUUGGUCUACAGAACCGAAAACAAAACAAAAAAAUCAAAAUGUUCAAGUUUGUCGUUGUCUUUGCCACCAUUGUUGCUUUUGCCCAUGCUGGUCUGAUCGCCGCCCCCGUCUUGGCCACUCAUUCCGUAGCCACCAGCCAUCAAUCAGUUGUACAACACCAUAGCCCAGUAGUAAAGACUGUUGUUGCUCCAGUGGUCCACGCUGCACCAGUUGUACCAGUCUUGCGCGCCGCCCCCGUUGUCCACACUGUCCACGCUGCCCCAGUCGUACACACCGUUCAUGCCGCCCCAGUGGUUCACACUGUUCACGCCGCUCCUCUGCUUAAAUCCGCCGUCUUGGUUCACUUUCGAAAUUUGUAUAAAAAGCAAUCACUGACAAGAAGUAUUAUCAGUUCAAGUUUGACUAAAGUCCAAACAAGUUCUAAACUUCCACUAAAAACUUUCAACAUGUUCAAAUUGAUUGUAUUGUCCGCCAUCUUGGCUAUCGCCGCUGCCGCUCCAGGAGGCAUUGUGACUCAUACAGUCUCCAGCCAUGGUAAUGUGGUAGCCCACCCACAACCACUUGUCCACGCCGCCCCCGUGGUUCAUGCCGCGCCUGUUGUUCAUGCCGUGCAUGCUGUACCAGUGGUGCAUCACGCUCCUGUGGUCAAAACCGUGCAUCACGCCUCUGUUCUUCACGCCGCCCCAAUUGUACAUGCGCCUGUUGCACACAGCGUUCUUAUUCAUUAAAUUUAACGGUUAAUUUAUUGUGAUUUUUUGAUUUUUAAGUAAUGAAAUAAAUUAUUACUAAAUAUAUUACUAAUUUUUAUUUUA